Molecule: messenger RNA, 1407 nt
Organism: Rattus rattus (black rat)
Lineage: Eukaryota; Metazoa; Chordata; Mammalia; Rodentia; Muridae
Gene: Cdkl4
Product: cyclin dependent kinase like 4
Exons: 9
Coding region: 98-1126 (342 amino acids)
Biological process (GO): protein phosphorylation
Cellular component (GO): nucleus
Molecular function (GO): ATP binding; cyclin-dependent protein serine/threonine kinase activity
Source: RefSeq, a predicted model, not a curated record
CCCUUAUCGCUUGAUUAAGAAAAGUCGUUCUUAUUUCCCAGGUGCCGCGCCGUACGUCAAGUCCAUCGGCUCACUAAACUAAGUCUCUCUAACUACGAUGGAAAAGUACGAAAAGCUGGCUAAGAUUGGAGAAGGGUCUUAUGGGGUCGUAUUCAAGUGCAGAAACAAAUCUUCCGGACAAGUAGUAGCUAUCAAAAAAUUCGUGGAAUCCGAAGAUGAUCCCGUCGUUAGAAAAAUAGCCCUGCGAGAGAUCCGCAUGCUGAAGCAGCUGAAACACCCAAACCUUGUGAACCUCAUCGAGGUGUUCAGAAGAAAGAGAAAGAUGCAUUUAGUUUUCGAGUACUGUGAUCACACACUGUUAAAUGAGCUAGAGAGAAACCCAAACGGAGUUUCUGAUGGAGUUAUCAAAAGUGUGCUGUGGCAAACCCUUCAAGCCCUUAACUUCUGCCACAGACAUAAUUGUAUCCAUCGGGAUGUAAAACCCGAAAACAUCCUAAUAGCCAAGCAAGGAGUGAUAAAGAUUUGUGACUUCGGAUUUGCACGAAUUCUAAUUCCAGGAGAUGCCUACACAGACUAUGUUGCCACCAGGUGGUACCGAGCCCCUGAACUUCUUGUGGGAGACACGAAGUACGGCUCCUCUGUGGACAUAUGGGCCGUCGGCUGUGUUUUUGCAGAGCUCCUGACCGGUCAGCCACUCUGGCCAGGAAAAUCAGAUGUGGACCAACUUUAUCUGAUCAUCAGGACAUUGGGAAAGCUGAUCCCAAGGCAUCAGUCUAUCUUUAAAAGUAACCAGUUUUUCCGUGGCAUCAGCAUACCUGAACCUGAGGACAUGGAGACUCUUGAAGAAAAAUUCUCAAAUGUUCAGCCUAUGGCUUUAAGUUUCAUGAAGGGGUGUCUGAAGAUGGAUCCUGAUGAGAGGCUGACCUGUGCCCAGCUGUUGGACAGUGCCUACUUCGAGUCUUUUCAAGAGGACCAAAUGAAAAGAAAAGCCCGCAAUGAGGGGAGAAGCCGAAGGCGUCAGCAGAAUCAACUGCUGCCCCUCAUACCUGGAAGCCACAUCUCCCCAACACCCGAUGGGAGAAAACAAGCCGUCCAGUUAAAAUUUGAUCAUCUUCCAAACAUUUAGGGAACCCGUCCUUCCCAGCGUAUUCUUUUGAUGUGUAUACACAUGUACAAGAUAGGAAUCUUCCGCAUCUCGAAUGCAAACGAGCGAUGUGAAUGGGAAGGCGCCUCUGAUCGACACAGGCUCCUUCCCUGUGCUUUUUCCAAGCCAACUCCAUCUCCUAGAACAUUCUCUUUAAACGUUGCAAUGCCAAAACGGCACAUACGAGAGAGACACUUCCAGUUUCACCGGAGCUGGGCUGCCUCAGGGCAGUUGAUACUGCGAAUCUGUGGACUACGAUUCAA